GUGUGGGAGAGUGCAGGGUGUGUGUGUCAGUGUGUAGACGGCACUGUGUGUUUGGGCGCAGAGGGGAGCGUAUGUGCAUGCCGUGAAGUGUGUCUGAUCGCGUGUGCGCCCGAGGGGAGCGGGCAGGGGUGUAACAGGUCUGCGGAUCAAUGGGAGCAACUCUCAAGGCCACCCCAGGGACUUCCCCGAGUUGGACCCACCGGUCCGGUUCGCCGCUCUCCGCGGCCAGGCUCGCUGAGCUCUGCACGUAGCGUCGGGCAUCACUCCAUCAGCCGAAGCCGUUCGGCCCCGCUCCCGUGUCCCAGCCGCUCUCUGCGCCAGGUGAGUGCCUUUACUGCGCUGGGACGGGGGACGGGGACCGCGAUGUGCGGACCCGGGGAGCGGGGCUUGCCCAGAGAAGGCAGGGCUGCUGGGCACGGGCGAGGGGAGCUGGCUGCUCAGCACGGCACCUGGGGCCAUGCGGAAAUACAACUUGAGGUGCCGGAUGAAAGUCCAGCUGUGACACAAGCGCGGGUGGAGGCUUUUCCACCCUGCAGGGGCAUCCCCCCAGCGAGCGGGGCUGACAAGCCUGGGCUGUAGCUGGGACAGGCAUGGCUCUGGGCUUUUGCCUGCUCCUAUCUCUGGGUGAUGCGGGAGGACCCGUUUUUCCAGGGAUGCAGUGUCUGGAGAUAACCACAGACUCCUACAAGCAAUGACAGUGCUGUCCAGGGGUCAGAGCCUGAGGCUUCUGCCCUGCAUUUACUGAAGAGCUUUUUCUAUGGGAGGACAUCAGCCAGCCUGUGAAUACUGGGGCUGAAAUAAAACCUUUCUCUAGUCGCAGAUUAUUCCAUCGCAUGCAGGGUUCUUACACCUUCCUCUGAAGCAUCUGGUGCCACCCAUUGUCACAGCAGGAUAAUGGACUAGAUGGGCUAUGGGUCUGAGCCAAUCUGACAAUUCCUAUGUUCCUAAGGAUUUAAAGGCAUUGCCCUAUGCAUGGAGCUGAUAAAUUCACGGGGAAUCCAUUUCUGACUAUGUACAAUUCCCCACACAUGACUGAGCAACAAUUAAGAAAGGAAAAUAUUUACAGUAGAACAUUCUGACACCUCUUCAUUUACUCUCUUUCUCAGGCUUGUAUGAGUCCAUCAAAACAUGCUAGAACUGCUCUGGGUCCAGUGGUGACAAAGGAGCUUCCAGGUCAUAGCACCACAGAGCUCAAAGCCAGAAGAGACCACUAGUCUACCCCUCAGAGGUGGUGUUUCCCUGGCUGCUUCUGUGUGGCUUCUAAGGAGCAGCAAUGAAUUCCUCUUUCCCUUUCCCAGAGAGCCACCUCAGCCUGCUGGAGCUAUUGAAAGGGGAGAACGUGUCCCUGCCUGGAGUAUGGAAUGGGAGCCAGGGGCUGGACUGGGAGGAGCUGGAAAAGAUGCUCUUCCUGUUUGCAAAGGAGCCUGUCACCAUCAGCCUGACCAUCCUGUACCUGAUCUCUUUUGUGGUGGGAUUUGUUGGGAACAUCAUGUCCAUCAAAGUGCUCACCAGGAAACAUAGCAGCCGGAUGCCCAGUCUGAGUGCCACCAGGAGCCUCCUUAUCAACCUGGCCAUCUGCGACUUGAUGGUGGUGUGCGUCUGCAUGCCCAUCACGGUGGGGAACUUGAUAUACAAAGCCUGGGUGUACGGGGACUUCCUGUGCAGGGCUGUGCCAUUCAUCCAGGCCGUGUCUGUCUCAGCCAGUGUGCUCAGCCUCACGGUUAUAAGUGUGAACAGGUAUUACAGUGUUCACAACCCUCUGAAUGCCAGGUCCUUCUUCACCCAGAGGAAGAUCCUCAGCACCAUCCUGGUGGUGUGGGUCCUGUCCUCUGGGAUCUGCAUGCCCCUUAUAUUCAUGAACAAAAGAGAUGAGAUUGGGGCGGUGGAGGGACUGCCACUAGUGUUCCCAAUCUGCAGGGAAAUAUGGCCCCAAGAGAAGCUCAAGCAAGCCUACAACUUCCUGCUCUUCUGUGCCCUCUACUGCCUGCCCGUACUAUUCAAUAUAGUCAUCUGCUUCCUGACCGUGCGAAAGCUGUGGAGCUGCACCAGCCAGUUGAAGGAGUGCAACUCACUGAACCGAUCUCUGCCAGCCUCCAGGCUGAAGAUUCGCAAGAAGGUGGCCCAGAUGGUGGUGGCCCUGGUCCUGCUGUUUGCCAUCUCCUGGCUGCCCGUCUACAUGAUGGACAUCUGGAUUGACUUCAACAUCCCCAACUCUUUGCAGGAUGUGACUCCAUCUCCCUGGGUCCUGCAGCUCAGACCUUUUGCUCAGUGGCUAGGCCUCACUAACUCCAGCCUCAACCCCAUAUGCUAUUGCUUUGUUGGGAACCUCUACAGGUCAGCCAGAGAAAUGAAGAGCAAAUACCAUCAGAGGAUGGUCUCCCUUUUUAACUUCUCUCUGUCUGAAGGGACUGCACCUUCUUCUGUUCCUGAGUUGCUCUCUUACAGGAACUCCACGGAUUCUGCAAGGAAAGAGUCCAGCUGCACCCUAGCAAUGGGAAAGAGGUGUCAGGGGGACUCUGACCCUAAGAACAACUGUGAAACUCUACUAAUGUCCUGCCAGCCUCUGUCUCUAAACACCACAUCUAGUGAAAAGACUUCUCUAUAAUCCUGUUCAGGAAGAA
Messenger RNA from Chelonoidis abingdonii (Abingdon island giant tortoise), 2621 nucleotides. Its product is annotated as galanin receptor type 1-like. NCBI's taxonomy places the organism in Eukaryota, Metazoa, Chordata, Testudines, Testudinidae. The record is from RefSeq and is a predicted model, not a curated record. Gene Ontology annotation, cellular component: plasma membrane. Gene Ontology annotation, molecular function: G protein-coupled receptor activity. Gene Ontology annotation, biological process: G protein-coupled receptor signaling pathway.